CGCCCAGGCUAAGGGGCAACUCCGGCCGUGCUCCUUGCAGCAUGGCACCGGCUCUGCAAUAGCCCGGAGCAGCGUUCGGGGGACACGGGGUCUCCCGGGGUGGGGGGCGCCCUGCAGCCUCGGUCAUGGAUGUGAACAAGAUGACUGUCAGCAUCAAUAAGGCCAUUAAUACGCAGGAAGUGGCCGUAAAGGAAAAACACGCCAGAACGUGCAUCCUGGGCACACACCAUGAGAAAGGGGCUCAGACCUUUUGGUCAGUCGUCAACCGGCUGCCUCUCUCCAGCAAUGCGAUGUUGUGCUGGAAAUUCUGCCACGUGUUCCACAAGCUCCUCCGAGACGGACACCCAAACGUUCUGAAGGACUCCCUGAGAUACAAAAGUGAAUUGAGUGACAUGAGCAGGAUGUGGGGCCACCUGAGCGAGGGGUAUGGGCAGCUCUGCAGCGCCUACCUCAGACUGCUGAGAACGAAGAUGGAGUACCACACCAAAAAUCCCAGGUUCCCAGGCAACCUUCAGAUGAGUGAUCGACAGCUGGACGAGGCUGGAGAAAGUGACGUUAACAACUUUUUCCAGCUCACAGUGGAGAUGUUUGACUACCUGGAGUGUGAACUGAACCUCUUCCAAACUGUGUUCAACUCCUUGGACAUGUCCCGUUCCGUGUCAGUGACGACAGCCGGGCAGUGCCGCCUCGCCCCGCUGAUCCAGGUCAUCCUGGACUGCAGCCAUCUCUAUGACUACACCGUCAAGCUUCUCUUCAAACUCCACUCCUGUCUCCCAGCUGACACCCUGCAAGGCCACCGGGACCGCUUCAUGGAGCAGUUCACGAAGCUGAAGGAUCUGUUCCAUCGCUCUAGCAACCUCCAAUACUUCAAGCGACUCAUUCAGAUCCCCCAGCUGCCUGAGAACCCCCCCAACUUCCUGCGGGCCUCAGCCCUGUCGGAACACAUCAGCCCUGUGGUGGUCAUCCCGGCAGAGGCCUCGUCCCCUGACAGUGAGCCAGUCUUGGAGAAGGAUGACCUCAUGGACAUGGAUGCCUCCCAGCAGAAUUUAUUUGAUAACAAGUUUGAUGACAUCUUUGGCAGCUCAUUCAGCAGUGAUCCCUUCAAUUUCAACAGUCAAAAUGGUGUGAACAAGGAUGAAAAGGACCACCUGAUCGAGCGACUGUACAGAGAGAUCAGCGGGCUGAGAGCCCAGCUGGAGAGCAUGAAGACUGAGAGCCAGCGGGCUGUGUUGCAGCUGAAGGGCCGCGUGAGUGAGCUGGAGGCUGAGCUGGCCGAGCAGCAGCACCUGGGGCGGCAGGCAGCUGAUGACUGCGAUUUCCUCCGGGCAGAGCUGGAUGAACUCAAGAAGCAACGGGAAGACACGGAGAAGGCACAGCGGAGCCUGACAGAGAUAGAGAGGAAGGCCCAGGCCAAUGAGCAGCGGUAUAGCAAGCUCAAGGAGAAGUACAGCGAGCUGGUUCAGAACCAUGCUGACCUGCUGCGGAAGAAUGCAGAGGUGACCAAACAGGUCUCUGUGGCCAGGCAAGCCCAGGCAGAUUUGGAACGAGAGAAAAAAGAGCUUGGAGAUGCCUUUGAGCGCAUAAGUGACCAGGCCCAGCGGAAGACCCAGGAACAGCAGGAAGUUCUAGAGAGCUUAAAGCAGGAGCUCACCACCAGCAGGCAGGAGCUGCAGCUCCUCCACAGCAACCUGGAGGCCUCUGCCCAGUCAGAAGCAAAAUGCACCGCACAGAUCACCGAGCUAGAGAAGGAGCGGGACAGCUUGGCGAGUGCCGCGGCAGGUCGGGAGGAGGAAUUGGCAGCCCUUCGAGAGCAGCUGGAGGGCUCCCAGCUCAAACUGGCCAGCACACAGGAGUCUGUGUGCCAGCUCGCCAAGGACCAGCGGAAGGCGCUGCUGCUGCGGUCCAGGAAGGCUGUGGAGCGCAUGGUGCAGGAGGCGCUGAGCCAGCUUGAAGAGCCCAUGCUCAUCAGCUGCGCAGGAUCCACAGAUCACCUUCUCUCCAAGGUCAAGUCUGUUUCCAGCUGCAUCGAGCAACUGGAAAAGAGUCGGAGCCAAUAUCUGGCCUGCCCAGAAGAUAUAGGUGACCUCCUGCACACUGUCACCCUGCUCGGCCACCUGACCAGUGACACCAUUGCUCAUGGCAGCAGCACCAGCCUCAGGGCCCCACCGGAGCCCGCAGACUCCCUGACCGAGGCCUGUAAGGAGUACGGCAGGGAAACCCUUGCCUACCUGGCCUGCCUGGAGGAAGAGGCAGCCCUCGAGAAUGCGGACAGCACGGCCAUGAGGAGCUGCCUGAGCAAGAUCAAGGCCAUUGGCGAGGAGCUGCUGCCCAGAGGCCUGGACAUCAAGCAGGAGGAGCUGGGGGACCUCGUGGACAAGGAGAUGGCCGCCACUUCAGCUGCCAUUGAAGCUGCCACAGCCAGGAUCGAGGAAAUGCUCAGCAAAUCCAGAGCUGGAGACACAGGAGUCAAGUUGGAGGUGAAUGAAAGGAUCCUUGGUUCCUGUACCAGCCUAAUGCAAGCCAUCCAGGUCCUGAUUGUGGCCUCAAAAGAUCUCCAGAGGGAGAUCGUGGAGAGCGGCAGGGGUACCGCGUCCCCUAAGGAAUUUUAUGCCAAGAACUCUCGGUGGACAGAAGGACUCAUCUCAGCCUCCAAAGCUGUGGGCUGGGGAGCCACCAUCAUGGUGGAUGCUGCUGACCUAGCGGUCCAAGGCAGAGGGAAAUUUGAGGAGCUGCUCGUGUGUUCCCAUGAAAUCGCUGCUAGCACAGCCCAGCUUGUGGCUGCAUCCAAGGUAAAAGCUGAUAAGGACAGCCCCAAUCUUGCCCGGCUGCAACAGGCCUCUCGGGGAGUGAACCAGGCCACAGCAGGGGUAGUGGCCUCAACUGUUUCCGGCAAAUCACAGAUUGAGGAGACAGACAAUAUGGACUUCUCAAGCAUGACGCUGACCCAGAUCAAGCGCCAGGAGAUGGAUUCCCAGGUCAGGGUGCUGGAGCUGGAAAAUGAGCUACAGAAGGAGCGUCAGAAACUAGGAGAGCUUCGGAAAAAGCACUAUGAGCUGGCCGGCGUUGCCGAGGGCUGGGAAGAAGGAACAGAAGCAUCUCCACCUACGCUGCAGGGAUCAGUACCUGAAAAAGAAUAGAGGCGAGCUAACGUGCCAUGAGUCAGUUUCUUUCCGUUUCAUCAUUUGCACAAACUUUCGAGCACCGAGGACUUGUGGCCUCCAAGCCAGGACGCUCCCGGAGUGCAGCCAGGACUGCGGGGGCGUCCCAGCUGAGAACAGCAAGGCAGUUCUCCCCUCUUUCCGCAGUUCCCUGGAUUCCCAGUGCUUCUUACAGUGGUCAUUUGAGUCUUUCAGUUUUCAAGUUUGAAAGUUUCACUCACAUAACCAACUCUCCCUGGAGCUCCACGCCCCCGGAUCCACACCACACAGCCACGGUACCGCUCAGGCUUUGCCUGGUGCUCCCACUCAGCCUCCUCGCCGAGUGCCCCGCUGAGCGAGUACCGGUCAGCCAGGGCCACUCACCAGGGGUGGGCGACAGCUCUCCUCAGAAGGCCAAAGCAGAGCGAGUGCCUUUCCUUCCUCAUGCUGGGUGCCAGCGGAACACCUCUAUCCACCGUCACAAGCCGGAGGGUGCUCAGGCCCCAGGGCUCCUGGGGACAUCUCUCCUUGGAACUCCUGUGACUAGGUCCAAACACCCUAGCACUUGGUCGAAUGAAUGGAGCCGGUCAGAGUAGCAACACUGCUUCCCUGGGGUGAGUUGCCUGGGCCACAUCAAGCGGGCCACCUCCUUCAACCCAGGCAGGGCCCUGGGAGGGUGUAAGGGCGACCUCCAGUUCCUUCCUCCCUCUGCCUGCCCUGGCAUCCUCUGGAACCCGAGAAAGAUUGUUCCAUGUGCUACCUAACUGACAGACCUGGCAGAGCAGGCCCUCUUGUUCCCUUCAGGAAAGAGCCCUGUGCUUGGUGUGGGCCCCUUUGUAUUUAUUACUAACCUUCAAGCAGCGACAGCCAAUACAGAGACACUUGAAGCAAUCAGGACUGAAGAUGACUGUGGCACGCCUGGCACUGCUGCCCUCCAGGGUCAGCCAUCAGGGAUCCCAAACAAGGCCAUGGUGCCGUCCCUGGGCAGUUCCAGGCUUGGAUCCCAAAAGCAAGCAGGUUCCUCAGAGCAGUGGGGCAGGGCAAACGAACAGUGGGGGCCACUGGCUCUGACUCCUUCCAGCCGCGUGUUCUUGGCGCUCGCUGCCCUGCAGACAAGACAAGGACAGAGGGCACAGCCGCCUAGAGACGGGGAUCCUGACAGCACUUUCCCACUCCUAAAUGGACCCCAACAUCAAGUGACCUUCCAUUCUUGGAAAAGCAGCGUCUUCCUUCUUUAUCUGUAGCAGCUCACAGGUUGUAGCAGGCAAGCACAUCUUUGGACCUGGGCCCAUGGUAGUGUGGCUGCGUUUUGCUACAUGACGGGUUGUGAGACUUGUUUAAUCACUGUGAAUCAACCUCCUUCUCCCCUCCCCGGUCCAUGCAUUUUCUAAGUGGGACACUUAAAACACUGUCUCCCUGAAACUCAGAUUAUCAUUUCCAGACGUGGGACCUCCAUGCUGGGCUCGGGAGGGAUCCACUGUAGGAACUGGCCCCAUCUUAUGUUCAGUGCUUCUCUGUGCUCAGAAAUAUUCCUCCAUUCUAAGAGUCUCACGGAGUGGCGUGUAGCAUCCCUGGCCCAUCUGUGCCACUUAAGCCAGUGAGUGUAUGGUCAGUGUGGGUCACCUUUUCCAAAAGUGGUACCUAGUUCUCACUUCUAGUCUAAACCACUCAGACUCGUGGUGGUUUGAGGAUACUGGAGCACAUUAGGAUUCUCUGAGUAAUACUCCUCCCUCUGAGAAGCCACCAUCAUUUUUAAGACUCUCUUGGGCUCAGCUUGAGUAAUAAAAUAGUUAAGGCGCAGAGCACAGACUGUGUGUCACACAAGUGUCACUGUCAGAUGUAGUAUAAUUAUUCUAUAACAGCACAAACCAUUCUGCCUUGGCUCAUCUAAAAAUGAGUGUGUUAGAGUCGGGGUGAAAUACCUUAAGUGAAAACAGAAAUCACAUCUUAAAGCUUUUAAAUGAGUCACUGGGCCUCUUUAGUAACUGAAGUCUGAUGAGUGGGUGUAGAUGGGGCGUAAUCAGGCAGGAUGGCAACAAAAUCUUGGCUUGGGACUAAAAAGGCUCCAAUUCAGCUAUGUCUGGUAUUUAAUUUUGUAAUACAGCAUUCUUAAAGCCUCUAGAGUAAGGAUAUUUGUGUACACAAUAAGGAAAAAAUAGAGGAAGAGACCUACCUUAUUGAGAUUAUUUUAUAUCUGAGCACAGAGUUUUAAUCAGACUCUGGUUUACAUUAUUUACUGGUUCUGCCACCCACGGUGGUGUCCCUAGGAUCCCACAUGAACGUGAGUCCUUAAUCCAGUGCCUGGAAGAACCUCUUUCAGCUACCAAAUCAGGCACCAACGUUCAGGCCAAAUGACAUGGGAAUCGCAGGGAUGUGUCAUUUCUGUCAGUUUAGUUUGCUUUGGCCUCUUGCCUCGUAGGAAGAGCUGGUUCUUGGCGGACACCGGGGAAGUUCUCACUUCUUCGUCACCUCUAUAGUCUGGAGGGGUCUCCUGGCUCCGUUUCACCCUGGUCUUUAAUAGCUGCCAAGUGUCUUGCUACUUUCUAUGCCUUUCCAGAUCUCCGAAAAUUCUUCCUGCCAAGAAAAGCCUUCUGUCCCAAACCUUUCGUCCAGAGCAGCUUUGCCCUCUCUCCACCAUCUUGGGUCCUCCAGUGUCCACACUGCCUGUAGCCUAGGAAACCACCACCAUGGACCCUGCCAGCCAUCAGUACAACAAAGCUGUUUACUGCUCAGUCCUUGUCUCCCAGGUCCAGACCAAAUAUAGGACCAGCAACACCCAAUGGUGUCACCGCCUGCCAUGCCCCAGGCACCAAAACAAUAAGAUAGAAUUGGUUAGAUGCUGUUGGACCCAAUUCGAAGAGUAGAUCCCAGACAUAUCUUUCAGGUGACCCUCAACUACCUCAGGUUUGAAGGCCCUAAAUUAUGCUGUUUACCACUCACAGCAACAAGCCGAGGGGGUUUGGUUAAAUCUAGGUGAUAACAAAUGUCUCAAAUUCACAACGAACUCACAUUUAGGUUUGCAAGGAUGGGUUGGGUUGGUUUUUCUUCUGUUUUUAACCUCUUCCCCCAGUUCUCCAUUAGAAUAGUUCCUAUAAAUAAAUUUCAUUUCUCACGGAGUGCCUACCUUCCCAGGGCAGGUAGCCACUGGCUUUUGUUUCCUUCCAACAACACUUUUAUUAUGGUAUUAAGACCUUUCUUUGUAUAAUACAUUGCAUCUGUGUUUUCAAUUUUUCAAAUAAAUAUUUCAGCUUGGCAGCAGGGGGCAGUAGUGAUAACCGGUCACAGUGGCCUUGAGAUCUGGGCUCCAGGGAAAAGCCUGCUGGUGCACCCUAAGAUUCCUGGGAUCCACUUAGCUCUGUGCCUCGGGGUCUGCAUCUUAGGAACAUUUAUCGGCUCUUCCUGCGCAUGUUCUGUCUUUGUGCAGCGCCCUGUGAGACUGAUCAGACAGUGCCAAAGUGGUCAUGACGAUGAUUUAUCCAGAGAGCCAGGUCUCUGUGUAAAAUCUGAGGGCUCAGGCUGUGGCUACUCCUUCCUUAUCCUAAAGAUACAAGCAUAAAGUGCUGCCUUCAAAUUGGAUGUGACUCAUUCAGCUCACGACUGGAAGUUGCUAAUCAUGAGGAGAUUCGAAGUAAAAUAGCCGCAGCCGCUGUAGGAUUUGCAGAGGAGCUAACAAAGGGGUUGGGCUGCACAGUGACCUUUCCACUGCAGGGCAGACUGCAUGAAGAUACAUGAGGUGACCCACUGGGGACAUGCAGAGACUCAGAGACUCAGAGAAGGGUGGCUGCAGACUCUGGCCUCUGGCUGGGCUUCUCCACCUCCGGUAACAGUGCCACAGUGACCCUGCCUGCUCUGAAGCACUUCUGAUAGGACGGAGGGUUCCUGGUCACAGUGGCCUGCAGGUUAUUCCUGGAGCUCGAUUGUGAAGCUCAGGAGCCCAGAAAGCCAGGCAGCAGGACUAUCCUGGAUCCUAGGCUUCCACGAAGUUGCAUUGAAAUUGGCUAAGUCCCCCUUCCAGACCCGAGUCUGACCUGGGCCAACAGAGCUACCAAGCCGAAACCUUGCAGGUGUGCCACUCCCCCCAGCAGCACUUAGCCUUGAUCAGGUGCCCCAGGAGCUGGUGCUCACACCCGAGAGGACCUUCUGCGUCCAGUUCCAGGAGGGCAGCCUAGUUAGCUGUUCAGUUGGGCUGGCAGAGUGUUCUGAUACCAGAAUGAUGCUAACAGCCCCUUUAAAAGGCUUGGAGGGUUAGGGUUUAUACAGGCAGGGGUCAAAGCUGCCUGGGAUCUGGGCUUGGGGCUGCUAAGGUGAAAAGGGAGAAAGUGGAGGUGGGCAAGUGACAGGAAGGCACAGAGUGAAAGCACACUGGGUCCGGCUGUGAGUUAAAGCCAGCAGGUUGGAAUCCCUCCUGUCCUGGUCACCCCCGUCUCUCAUGUCACUGAUGUGUGGCAGACUUCUGAACGUUACUUUCGAAUGAACGGAUGGCCCCUAUAUUCCAGCACGUCCACAGACACUUUAUACAUUACGCAUCCAGCCAGGUCCUUUGGAGGACAAAGGCUUUACGUUCCCUGUCCUCAAAAAUUGCAUUCAUAUGUUGCUGCCCGCUGUCUGCUGUGUCAGGCACCGGGAGCACAGCGAGAACAAACAUGGUUCUGGAGUGCAGGCUGUUGAGGGAAACAACAGCAUGAUGCAGCAAUCAUGGUAACAGGCGCUAAGGUAAGGCAGAAUACCAGCAGCCUGUCAGGAGUCCUGGAAAAGCACCCUUGACAAGGAUACUGAGUAUCAGUCAGUGCUAACUAGAGAAACAUUUAAUGCAAGAGGUAGGAAUGUAGAAUUUAGAAGAAUGGCUUACAGUGUCCACCCAGCCAGGUAUGGAAGAGUGCAGAAGGGCUGUCUGUGCGCUGGACAGCUGAAGGAUCCAGCUGAAGGCCUGGACACUGUAGUGUCCCCUGUGUGUCUGUAUCAGGAGGCCAAAGGGUCUGUGCUGGGAACUAAGAGGGACAUCCAACAGGUGAGGACUAGAGCUCCCCUGAAGAAACAGGAGCCAGCCUCUUUCUUUUCCUUUUAUUCCAUUCAAGCGACAAAUCUGUUGGUUGCUGCCACUCAUGCCCAGGGUGAGUCUUCAGUCUUCAGUAAAUCCUUCAGCCACACCCAAAACUAUGUUGAUCCAAUUCAACUGGGCAUUUCUUACUCAAAUUGACACAGUUAACAAUCACCCUGAGCUAAGAUCCAGAAGAUGAGGACCUAGUAGGCAGACAAGGUAGUAAGAAAGUUCACUCCCAGUAGGAGGUGCAUGUGCAAAGGCCCUGUGGUGAGACAAAAUAAGUGAAAAAACAAGCAGGGCAAGAUUUGCAUUUUGAAAAGACUUCUGGAUACAGUGUGGACUUCAGAUCCAAAUGGAGCAGGAACAGGUAGGCAAACCAGAAGACAGCAGUUGUAAUGGCCCAGACAAAGGAUGGCAGUGAAAACAGCAGAAGUGGCCACAGGUGGGGGGAGCAUGCUAGAGAGGCACUUCCAAGGAGGGCUCUGAGAUUUCUUCUGGUUUGUGGAACUGAUGGUCCCAUCACCUAGGGGAGGGCAUGUGGGCAGAAAGCUAGAGGGGCAUCAGGGGGAUGUUCUCAAUGGGUUGCCUUGGAGACCCCAGGAGAUGCCAAGGGAUCCCUGAGGAGAUUUGAUGGUGACUGAAAGCACAGCUCAGAAAGAAUGAGAAAAGCUGCAGAGCAGAGGCUUGAGGCUCAGUUCACGAGUGCCUUGGAAAGCAGAGUGAGGGGUAGAAGGAGGAUCUAGGCAAUGUGGGUCUGGCAACCAAGGGCAGAUUGAUUUUAGGCAAACACAGCACUGUUCCGAACGCCCAAGACCAUCUGCACAUGGAAUGACUGAGAAAGGCUGCCCCCAAACAGUCACUGGUCUCCAAAGGGUGUAUCUGAUCCACCGGGUACAAUAAGAGGAUAAUGGGACGCCAUGAAAGAAAGAAAAAUGAAGCAGUAAGUUUAGGAAAAGUCGACAUUCUGAUGAAAGCAUAGCAUUUCUUAAACAUGGGAAACACAGCUAAAAGGUUAUGACCAAGCCAAAGAUCAAUUUGAAUACUAGGCUCUCAGUCCAUUCAGGUUGUUAUACCAGAAGUACCCUAGACUGAGUAAACAGCAAACCUUUCUCACAGUUCUGGAGGCUGGAAAGUCCAAGGUCAAGGGCCGGCAGGUAGCAGCCAGACACAGCGACACUUUCUUGCUGUAUUUGUGGCAGAGAGAAACGAUUCAUGGUUCACUGGGGCACCAAUCCUCUUCACAAGGGCUCCAGCUUCCUCACUAAUCACUUCCCAAAGGCACCACCUCCAAACCCCAUCACACUGGGGGUUGAGACUUCAAGGUAACCUCUUGGUGGCUCACGCCUGUCAUCCCAGCACUCUGGGAGGCUGAGGCAGGAGGAUCACAAGUUCCAGCCCAGGCUGGCAACUUAGUAAAUUACUGAGAUCCCGUGUCAAAAUAAAAAAUAUAAAAGGGCUGGGGAUGUUGCUCAGUAUGAAGGCCAUGAAUGCAAU
Molecule: messenger RNA, 9672 nt
Organism: Fukomys damarensis (Damara mole-rat)
Lineage: Eukaryota; Metazoa; Chordata; Mammalia; Rodentia; Bathyergidae
Gene: Hip1
Product: huntingtin interacting protein 1
Exons: 32
Coding region: 126-3137 (1003 amino acids)
Biological process (GO): clathrin coat assembly; endocytosis; actin filament organization
Cellular component (GO): clathrin-coated vesicle; actin cortical patch; presynapse
Molecular function (GO): actin filament binding; phosphatidylinositol-3,4-bisphosphate binding; phosphatidylinositol-3,5-bisphosphate binding
Source: RefSeq, a predicted model, not a curated record